UGUACAAAAACCAAAAAAAAAAAAAAUAAGCAUUUAAAUUUAAACAAGAAUAUUUAUAAAUCUAAAUUAAAAUAAAAUAUAAAAGAAAACGUUUUCCAAUACAAAUUUCAAAUCUCAAUAUUUAUACAUAACAAAACUAGAAAAACGAAAACCUGAUUAAAUGUUUAAAAUCACUUUAAAGUCUCACUAUAAUCAAUUAAUAAAAUUUUAUAAUAACAAAAUAGUAAAAACUUGCAAAUAACCGUAUUUGAAGAUUAUUUUUAACGAAUUUGAAAAAAAAAACAAUGUUUUCAAUUUCAAAUCAAUUACAACAACACAAAUUUCUAAUAAUUAUAACACUUUAUUUUUAUCUGAUAUUUGAAAAAUCAAUAUUGCUGUGCAAUUGUGUUCAUGGUUACAGAAAUAAUACCGAAAGUGCAGAAUUAGUAUCACAUGUUGAAUCGAGUUUAUCAUUGCCCGAUAUUUUGCCCACACCCUCGAAAACAUAUGAUAAAAAUCGAGCACCCAAAUUACUGGGUCAACCGACAGUGGUGUAUUUUCAUGUGACUGUAUUAUCUUUAGAUUCCAUAAAUGAGGAAUCAAUGACAUAUGUAACCGAUAUAUUUUUAGCACAAAGUUGGCGUGAUCCACGUUUACGUUUACCUGAAAAUAUGAGUGAGGAAUAUCGUAUCUUAGAUGUGGACUGGUUGCACAGUAUAUGGCGACCGGAUUGUUUUUUCAAAAAUGCCAAAAAAGUAACAUUUCAUGAGAUGAGCAUACCCAAUCAUUAUCUGUGGUUGUAUCAUGAUAAAACGCUGCUGUAUAUGUCCAAACUUACAUUGGUUUUGUCCUGCGCCAUGAAAUUUGAAUCAUAUCCCCAUGAUACACAAAUAUGCUCCAUGAUGAUAGAGAGUUUAUCUCACACGGUUCAGGAUUUGGUAUUUAUUUGGAAUAUGACGGAUCCUUUAGUGGUGAAUAGUGAAAUUGAAUUGCCUCAAUUAGAUAUAUCAAAUAAUUAUACAACCGACUGUACCAUAGAAUAUUCGACAGGCAAUUUCACUUGUUUAGCCAUUGUUUUCAAUUUACGCCGCCGCUUGGGCUAUCAUUUACUUCACACUUACAUACCGUCCGCCUUAAUUGUUGUCAUGUCUUGGAUUUCGUUUUGGAUUAAACCGGAAGCUAUACCGGCUCGUGUUACUUUGGGUGUUACGUCUCUCUUAACAUUGGCCACACAAAAUACACAAUCACAACAGUCACUGCCACCUGUGUCCUAUGUUAAAGCAAUUGACGUUUGGAUGUCUUCGUGUUCGGUAUUUGUGUUUUUAUCUCUGAUGGAAUUUGCUCUCGUCAACAAUUAUAUGGGUCCGGUAGCGACGAAAGCAAUGAAGGGUUAUUCAGAUGAAAAUAUUACUGAUAUGGAUGAUUUGAAAUAUCAUCAUCGUGAAUCGAUAAUUGAACCACAAUAUGAUACAUUUUGUAAUGGUCAUGCCACAGCGAUAUAUAUUGAUAAAUUUUCCCGAUUCUUUUUUCCAUUUUCAUUUUUUAUAUUAAACAUUGUCUACUGGACGACAUUUCUGUAAUAAUUAAGGAAAACAUUUGUAAAAUAAUCAAACACACAAUAAAAAAAACACACACACACA
Messenger RNA from Lucilia sericata (common green bottle fly), 1619 nucleotides. RefSeq names its product glycine receptor subunit alpha-4 (gene HisCl1). The record is from RefSeq and is a predicted model, not a curated record. Gene Ontology annotation, molecular function: chloride channel activity; extracellular ligand-gated monoatomic ion channel activity; transmembrane signaling receptor activity. NCBI's taxonomy places the organism in Eukaryota, Metazoa, Arthropoda, Insecta, Diptera, Calliphoridae. The transcript is spliced from 7 exons. Gene Ontology annotation, cellular component: membrane; neuron projection; synapse. Gene Ontology annotation, biological process: nervous system process; regulation of membrane potential; chemical synaptic transmission. The coding region runs from base 285 to 1559 and encodes 424 amino acids.